GACUACUACCGCGUUCUCGGCGUGCCGCGCGACGCCGACGAGAGCGCCAUCAAGAAGGCCUACCGCAAGCUCGCCGUCAAGUACCACCCGGACAAGAACCCGGACAACCCGCAGGCCGAGGAGAACUUCAAGCGCGUCGCCGAGGCCUACGACUGCCUGAGCGACGCGCAAAAGCGCGCGGCUUACGACAGCUACGGCAAGGAGGGCGCGCGCGCCGCGGAGCAGGGCGGCUUCCCCGGCGGCGGCGGCGGCGGCAUGCGCGCCCACGGCGUCGACCCCGAGGAGAUCUUCCGCCAGUUCUUCAACCAGCGCGGCGGCGGCGCGCGCGGC
Molecule: messenger RNA, 330 nt
Organism: Aureococcus anophagefferens
Lineage: Eukaryota; Pelagophyceae; Pelagomonadales; Pelagomonadaceae
Exons: 1
Cellular component (GO): cytoplasm; nucleus
Molecular function (GO): protein-folding chaperone binding; protein folding chaperone
Source: RefSeq, a predicted model, not a curated record